Molecule: messenger RNA, 961 nt
Organism: Macroventuria anomochaeta
Lineage: Eukaryota; Fungi; Ascomycota; Dothideomycetes; Pleosporales; Didymellaceae
Exons: 3
Coding region: 1-567 (188 amino acids)
Source: RefSeq, a predicted model, not a curated record
AUGGAAGACUGGCAGUACUACUUCUGCUUCACCAUCUGCUUCCUCCUCGCGCAAGCGACUGUGCCGAAGAAGAUCUCGGUUUACGGAAACCCCAAGAAGUGGCACUACGAAACAGCAGUCAUCCUCUGGACCUUCCUCAUCCUGACCGGGCUCCCCUGGCUUAUUCUCCUCGCAUAUUGUCAGUACUCAUAUUGCUGGGUUGCUCCGCGCUGGAAGCUCGUUGCGCCACCAGAACAGGCCGUCAUGCAAGUCUCCGGUCCCGACACAACUUCGAGACCAUUCCGCGUUCCUUGCAAAAUGUUCGUGGAGGCCGUCACUACCACACGAUGUCCGAUUCUUCGAAUCGGCUCCGGCUCAGCAACAACCAGCACCCUUACAGACGGCACCGCGAGCACAGCGUUACAGGCACAUGUCGAGCAAGAUACGUUCAACGGAAAGGUCUUAUCGACGAAGCAGCACUACCAGACCAUCACCUUCCAGCAGCCAUACAAGGACUGCUCUUUCGAGGAGCUGGGUCUAACAGACUACCUCCAGAGACGCCGCUACGCUGGCAAAGUGUCCAAGUAACUUUGAUGUAACUAUCGAGCACAACACGCGGUCGCAGAACACAUGGGUGAAGGACGCAGCAGAGAGGAACGUCGGAAGGGGGAGGAAAUGCGAGAGACACCAGGUACUUUGUAGGGUACUUUGUAGGGGUUUAUGAAGGAAGGGAGGAUAUGAUCUGCGAUGAUCUGGGCAUGAGAUGUAACAUAUGAAAGCGUCCAUUGCAGAAUUGACCGGUGGUAUUUACACAUAGCUUUUUUUCAGCAUCCUCCUCUACCAUUCCGCGCCGGGCUUCCUGGCCUGUCAUGCCAUUAGCAACGUUUCCAUGAUUCUCACGCAACGACUCACCAGCAUAGCGCCCUUUCCUCCGAGCUCAGCCUCCAGACCAUCGGGGUAUGUCUUGGGGGCACUGAUCUUG